Molecule: messenger RNA, 5878 nt
Organism: Chroicocephalus ridibundus (black-headed gull)
Lineage: Eukaryota; Metazoa; Chordata; Aves; Charadriiformes; Laridae
Gene: GATA4
Product: GATA binding protein 4
Exons: 6
Coding region: 209-1444 (411 amino acids)
Biological process (GO): negative regulation of transcription by RNA polymerase II; cell fate commitment; positive regulation of transcription by RNA polymerase II
Cellular component (GO): nucleus
Molecular function (GO): RNA polymerase II cis-regulatory region sequence-specific DNA binding; DNA-binding transcription factor activity, RNA polymerase II-specific; zinc ion binding
Source: RefSeq, a predicted model, not a curated record
AAGAGGGGAGGGUGGGGGGGGUGUGUUUUGGAGGAAAAUUGCAUCGCUGGUGGUGUUUUGGUUUUGGCUGGAAGGUUGUACCCACGCGAGACCGCUCCGGCCACCGCUCGCCGGAGGGGAAAGCUGAGCCUGGGGUUUGUCACCCGCUCCCCAUCGCUCCGGAUUGUGGCCGGGGACCCGGCUGGGGUUUGGGGGGGCCCAUCGCGAGAUGUACCAGAGUUUAGCCAUGGCAGCUAACCCCGGCCCUCCGGCGUACGAGGGGGCAGGUGGCUUCAUGCACAGCGCGGCCGCAGCGUCCCCCGUCUACGUGCCCACCACGAGGGUCACCUCCAUGCUCCCCAGCCUGCCGUACCUCCAGAGCAGCGGCUCUUCCCAGCAAGGCAGCCCCGUCUCCAGCCACUCCAUCUGGACUCAACCCGGAGCCGAAAGCGUCGCUUACAACCCCGGAUCUUCUCACCCUCCUGUGUCACCUCGGUUCUCCUUCUCCACCAGCACCCCCAUCCCCGCCACCUCUUCCCGGGAAGCCGCGGCGGCUUACAGCAGCUCCUUGAACCUUUCGGCUAACGGGAGGGAGCAGUACACCAGGGGGUUCGGCAGCUCCUAUUCCAGCCCUUACCCGGCUUAUAUGAGCCCAGAAAUGGCCACCACUUGGACUUCUUCACCCUUCGACAGCCCCAUGCUGCACAACCUGCAGAGCCGAGGGACGCCCGCGGCCGCCCGGCACGCCAACAUAGCAGAAUUUUUUGAUGAUUAUUCUGAGGGGCGAGAAUGUGUCAACUGCGGGGCCAUGUCCACCCCGCUCUGGAGGAGAGACGGCACGGGGCACUACCUCUGCAACGCCUGCGGGCUCUACCACAAGAUGAACGGCAUCAACCGGCCAUUGUUCAAACCUCAGAGGAGGCUGUCGGCUUCUCGCCGUGUCGGCCUCUCUUGUGCCAACUGCCAGACAACGACGACCACGCUCUGGCGCCGGAAUGCUGAGGGAGAGCCCGUCUGUAAUGCCUGCGGACUCUACAUGAAGCUCCAUGGGGUUCCAAGGCCGUUAGCCAUGAGAAAAGAGGGCAUUCAGACAAGGAAGCGCAAGCCGAAGAAUCUUAACAAAACAAAGACACCAGCAGGUCCAUCCAGCAGCGAGAGUCUUACCCCGACCACCAGCUCCACCAGCAGCAGCAGCAGCACCACGACCACUGAGGAAAUGCGUCCCAUAAAAACAGAACCUGGGCUCUCAUCUCAUUACGGGCACCCCAGCCCAAUUUCUCAGGCAUUCUCAGUCUCUGCCAUGUCCGGACAUGGAUCAUCUAUUCACCCUGCGAUUUCAGCUCUGAAGCUUUCCCCGCAGGCUUACCAGUCAGCUAUCAGCCAGUCUCCACAAACCAGCUCCAAACAGGACUCCUGGAACAGCCUGGUGUUAGCUGAAAACCACGGGGACAUCAUAACUGCAUAACCUGGUCUUCCACCCACGGACUCCAGGUUGAUCUGCUUGAGAGAUGAAGAAGAUGCCAUGUAAUCAUCAAGUCAAUGUUUCCCACCUCCUCUGCUCUCCUGCCUUCUCUCCCCUUGUGAGAUGUUCCAGCAAAGAGGUAAAGAGGACUUACCUGAGGUGUCGAGAGCUCUUAUGAAAUGAACAGAGAAGACUCAAAUCUCAAAGUACCUAAUGGAUUUGAAGCCUUUUUUCCCCACUUUAAAUGAGCCUCUCUAUAUUUGAUUGUCACCACCUUCCACAAAAUAGCCAGAAACACAAAGAUGGACACAGUUCUUGAGUUUAGUUUAUUUAAAAAUAUCUGGCAUUUAAGACUCAAGACAAUUGUGGAGCAGAGACACUUUUUUUUUCUUCUGUCACCAUCUGUUUUUUUCCUGACCAGAAGAAAAUGCCACCAUCUUCUCAUUACCCAAAUUCAGUGAUCUUCCACCAAAUGGAGCCAGUUCCAGAACAGUUUGUCGAACAGACUUCACUAGAUGUGCUGUGGUGGCUUUAGUGGAUUUGAUAUGAUCUAGGGCAGAGAAAAAAAGCGACCCUCCCACACACACAUCGUCAGCUUACACAUCUAGAACAUUGUCUUCAUUUUCCUCAAUGGUCUGAAAAGCUAAUGAAUGUCUGUAUUUAAUAGUAACUCCUUUCCUAUUUAUCAUUACAAAAUCAUGGGACUGUGUUUCCAAAAGGUUGUUGGCCGAGCCUGGAGAAGGUCUGUCCAAAGUCAAAGGGAGAUUUUGGAAGGAGGAACCUUCUGGAAGCAGGUAGAGGAGACCCACAUUUGUCACCAAAUCCUGGAGGAGAUUGCUGGGCUCUUCCCUUAUGGAUAGCUACAAGACAGGCUCAGAGAUCAUUCAAGAGCACAGCAAGUGAAAGAUGCUCUUCUAACACUGCUGUGCCGUUGCUUUGGAGACAGUUAAUUUAAUUAUUUUGCAUACUUUCCUGUCGGUCUUGAUGUCAUUGUUGAAAUCUGAUUGUCAUUUAUUUUUGCCUGUGCUGUGAGUGCCCACUUCUCCCCCUAACAGCUGGCUCGUGACCAUUUCACACAUCUAACCCUUUAGGAUUUCACCUUUUGCGACAAGCAAAGGCUUCAGCCUCUAACUGUUAGCCCCCCCCCCAACAGUAGGCAGGGGCUGUUUUCUUUUCCAAGCAUGUGCAUAGACUCGCUUGCCUGCAGGAGAAGCAUAACUCCAUUCACACACGAGUAUUAAACAAGACUCGUGCUUUUUCCUGCCCGUAAGGCUCUCGGCAAUCAGGGAAUCCUAGCAAACGGAGUUGGAAGAGAUGCUGAGAGCUCACUGACUCAUUCCCUUUUCCCAAUGGGAUCAAGUCCACCUAACCUAGCCCUGACUGCUCUUUCUCUAGCAUGUGCUUAACAAACUCCAGCGCUGCAGACGCCACAGCUCCCCUGUGCAGUCUAAGUGCUUCACCAGAUGCUUGCCAUGACGUUUUCAUCAACAUUUCUGAGAAGGGACAGCUUUGCCUGUCCAAGCAGAGAAUUUCUGCGAGACCUCGUCCUACAAGAUUCUCCACUCUUGUUUCUGUCCGCUCCCAAACUCUGUUACUCUUCUUGCCUUGCCAGCUCCUCUCCUCCCUGCAUCCAGAACUCGAGUACGGAACUACCAAGUAAAAAUCUGGAAGAGGGAUUGCGCAUCCCUCCCAAAUGUGCCAUCCUCUGUCUCCCACGGUUUAACAUUCCCACAAAGAAUGUUUCCACGCAAACACCAAGAUACACGGCUUGGCGAAGAGGGGAGCCACAUACAUGUUUGAAGCAAAAGAAUGGCAUUGUGUUGUCUUUGCUUGAACUCACCUUUUUCCUCCUGAUGGUAGAAAAGCUUCUUUAAGGAGAAGAAUUCAACUGGACUGGUGGUGAUAAAGACUGGGACUGGAGUCACAGGAGAGACCUGGACCCUUCCACAUUCCCUGUGCUCGGCGUAAUGCAGAUUUGCAGGGUUUUGGAGGGGUGGCAGAGCCUCUGCACUCCCCAGAGAAAAACACCAUAGCGGUGAUGCCAUGGGAAUGGCUGGAUGGUGUUUGCACCAUAUUUUCCACUCUGUCUUGCUGAGCUAAUGCAGGGUCUAGCCUCAUUGGUGUUUAUUAAAGACAAGGAAAAGACAUUCAUGAAACAUGAAUAAAAGUAGGUUAGAUUCUGUGAUUCUGCUCAGGCCUGGUAGGCUGCAGAAAUGAGGCCAGAAAUAGCACCUAAAAAUAUGAAUUUGGACUGGAAACAUGAAGGUGUUUUUCCCUGGGCAUGCAGGUCGUUACCCAUCCUCCUCCUUGAACUAUAUUCCUUUGUAAAUGGCAAUUGAGCUCUCUUGGGAUCUGGCUGUGAAUUCCCAUCUGUGACAGAGAAUCAUGCACCACAAAGAUGCCACUUGGCUAACGGGAUACCCUGGACAACCUGAGAGGGAGGGAAGUGGGUGGUCUCCUGGAGAGAAGCUAAGGUCCAGACCAACCACACGCCCCCUUUCUCUUUCCAUCUAGAAGCUCCCAGGGGCUUUGUCCACCUUGCCUUAUUACUGUGCUCCUCCUCCCACCCUCAAAGCCAAACUCCCUGGCUGAAUUUUUUGCCUGCCCUCAAAACACACUCCGAGAUGCCAUAAAGGAGUCUGUUUGCCAUGCAAGAGGGGAAAACCCCUGCAGGAUAUAAGCCUGCCUUGUACCCCCUCAGGUUAUCUAAAUGACCACGGUAGAGAUCUGUUAACUGGUUCUCAGCCUUCCACAAAGCCUUAAAAAUAAUUCUAGAAACACAGAGAGGAGCAUUUACAAGGACCCUGAUAACAGAACAAGAUGUCUGCUUUCAAAAGGUGAGGCUCUGGGGGCCGUGAGGACAACUUGGCUCUCUUUAGUGGUAGAAAUCGGCUCUUUUGUCCCCACUUUUGCAGUCCAAGCUGUAGAAGUUCGGAUGCACCUGGUUCGUCUUUCUUUUCAGUCACCCGAAACUGCGGUAGAGCUAUUUUCAGCUCAGGGCCACUUGCCAUAUUGUGGCCAACACUGAUAUCAAGACACAUGGAGAACCACUAUGGCAGGUGCUGUACAAACACACCAUAGUAGAUGGGUCCUGUCCUAAGGAGCUUGUAGCAGUAGAAUUACAGAGUAAUUUAAGGCAGAAGGGACUAGAUCAGGUUUCUCAGGGCCCUGUUCAGUCAAAUGUUGAACAUCCCCAAGGAUGGAAAUCCUACAACCUGUCUGGGUUCCUGUUCCAGUGGUUGAUCACCCCCAUGCCGGAAAUGUUUUCCCAAAUAGAUGUUAGAUUCUAAUGAGAGGCAAAAUCAUUGGUAAAUUAAUUGCUCAGACUUGGGGACUCCCAAAAAAUGAGUCACUGCAGGAGACUGAACGUUGCCUCCAAGCCCAGGAGUCACACAGAGCCCCUUCUUGGAGGUAGGAGUUGGGAUGGCCAACACCAGAACUCACAGGACAAAAAAGUGCUACCAGUUCCAGGAGACUCAUCUCAUUCUAGCAAGAGGGACAGCUUACAAAACUCAGGGUUCCAUCUGAGCUCUGCUUUCCUUCCCGUGAUGGGGGAGGCAUUUAGAGCCAGCGUUGCUAAUAUAAUUAGACACAAUUAUUAGAGACUCGUUACAGCAAGAUCAUUAUUGCUGUUAUUAUUGCUAUAAUUUAUUUUAUUGCAACGUGGCUGGAGAACCUAGUGAGGGUCAUAUCAGGCCAAGUCCUACGCAAAUGCAGAACCAAGAACCAUCCCUGCCCUGGGGAGCAAGAGGGAAGGGCCCAGUCCUGCAAAACACUUAAGCACGUAUAUAAAUCCGUUUGCGGGACUUGUUCCCUUAGAGGUCCACAUUAACCACACAUCCAAUUUUUGACGUCGAAGGGUUUGCAGCACAAGGUUUGGUCGUGCCAAACCAGACCUUUGCGAUGGCUCGGUGGUCACCAGAAUGCAGUGAGCGAAUGAGAACCAGGACAGGGAGCCAGAGGGGUAGAAAGGUCAUUCAACCAUUCCUAAACGUCUUUCCUCUUUGUGGAAGUGAAAUAUCUUGAAUCACUUCACCACUUCUUUUCUAAAUUGAUCAGAAGAGAUCCACGUUUCACUUCCAAUCUUCUGGGCUGGCUGGAGAGGGCGCAAUCAGGAGGAGCUCAGGAAUAUUGUAAGGGAGCUUUAAAACCGAUCAACAACUCUUAAUAUAACACUGAAGCUGUGACUAUGGCAGGGGUGGUGUUUUGCUUCAUUUUUUCCCCCCCCAUGUAUAAAGUCUGAAGCUUCCCAGAUCAUCUGGGAAGGUCCCUUGGAAACAAGAUGCUUAUUUGUAAGGGGGGAGAGGGAAAUCAACCAACUGAACAAGCUGUAAUUAUUUAAAGAUGUAAAAAAAAUACAUAUUAUGAAGUAGUAUGGCUACCAAUCCACGUAACUUCUACACCUUUAGAACUAAUGGAAAUAAAACAAUGAUAAUA